AUGCGUAUGUAUCUCCAUGAUUUACUUAUUGAAAGAUCUAAUUAUGCUUUAAGAGAUGAUAAUCCAAAGUAUAAGCUAUUUAAAUAUAAGAUUCCCUUCAAUAAAUGAAGAUAUUAAAGCUGUUUGCUUAGUUCGUAAAAGACGUUCACAUGAGGAAGAGAAAUUGCAUUUAGAAUAGGUAAUCAUCUUAUAUUAAAUUAUAAGAAAUUACUUUCGAAAAUCUGUAUCAUUGAUUAAGAUGAUAUGUUUGACAAAUUUUGUUUAUAAGGUUCAUUAGAAGAUAUUAUAAACUUGUUAAUAGAAUGUUCUAAUGGAUUAGCAUUUUCUUCUUAGCCAAAAGUAACAAUAAAUUCAAUAGCUAAAUAAUAUAUUGUUAAUGAUGCAAUCUGGUUUAAUCCUAAAACUUAUUAAACCUGUGCUGGUUGGAUAAUAAAUGAGUUUGAAAAAGCGAUUGCUUUAAUGUAAAUAUAUUUUAUAGAAUUUAGAUAUUAUUAAAACUAAUAGGUAAAUUUAAAUGAUGAUAAUAAUUAAAUUUAAAAUUAAGAUCUUAAAAAAUAUUGGAUGGAAAAUCUUGAUUUUAAAAUAAAAAUCCUUAAUUAAAUACCAUAAAUUAGUAAGGAAUUUAAAAAUGCAUCUAAAAAGAAAAAUGCUAAAUAAGAAGAUAUUUUAUGGGUUUAAUUAAUAAUGAAAAAACCUUUACAAUAAAAUGAUACAUAAAAUACAUAUGAUAAAAAUAUUGCUAUUUUAUCAUAAUAAAUAAAUGAGAUAGAAAUUAAUUAAUUAUUUGAAAACAACAAUUUAAAUGAAAUUUAUUAUUUGCCUUUAGAAAGAUUCACUUAACUUUCAUCCUUUUGUGAAAAGAGGAUUUUAAGAAUGAUAAGAGAUUAAUUUAAAGAAAAAUUAGUUAAAGAUCUAUAAGAAAUAGAAGGUAAAGAAAAAAAGAAAUCUCAAGAUUAAAAAAAGAAAUCUAAAAAAGUAAAAAAGUAAAAAAAUAAAAAUGAUUCUUAAAAAAAUUUGAUAAUAUCAAAUUAAGAUAAAUGUAAUAGCUUUGAGAUUAUUGAUAAAUAAGAUACAACUUAGGAUGAUGUUCAUUGCACUGAAUGUGAUUGCAAUAGACAUUCAAAGUAUAAUAUAUUUUAACUUUAAGUUCUGGUUUAGUCAAUAAAUAAAUAGAUUUUAUAACUGUUAAUCUUGAAAAAAAAGAUAAUAAUAUAAUUUAGGAAACUAAAAUAAAUGAAAUUAUUUAAGAGAUAGAUCUUAAUGAAAAUGAAUAAAAUAAGUAGAAUGAUGAAGAAGAUAAUUGGGUUGUUAUAACAGGACCAUAAAAGUAAAGAAAGAAAACUUCAAGAAAAUUUGCUAGUUCCUAAGAUCUAAAAUUUAAGAAAUCUCAUUCUUAUAAUAAAUCUAAUUAAUAAAAUCAAAUUAUUACAACAUAAAAGCCUAACACUUAAAUAAUUAAAAAAGAUGUUUAAGAUUAAGAAAAAUAAAAAGAAACUUUCUAAAAUAGAAAUAGUUAAAAGGAUAUUAAUUAAGAAAUUUUUUGUUAAUAAAAGUUGAGUCCUGAAAAAAAAGAAGUAAAGUCUCCAUAAUCAUCAGAGAAUGUAGAAAUUGUAAAAUUAAAUAAAUCUUUUGAAAAUUCUAAAUAAUUUAAAGUAGAUGAAAAUGUAAAUAGUAAACCGUUAAAAUCUAUAAUAUAAAUCUAAGAUUUGAGUCUUUAUUAAAAUGAAUUGUUUUUAGAAAAUAAUAAUUUUAAAACAAAUAAUUCUGAAAAUAAUUUAGAAGAUUUGAAAUGUAAUAAUUUUGAUGAUAUUGAUAUUAUUCUUAUGAAUUAGGCAAGAUCUUUAAUGAUAAAGAAAUUAGAUAUGGAUAUGCGAGAAUUUAAUGAUUUAAUAUUUUAAUAAAAUUAGGAGAUUCUAAAAAUGAGAAAGUUAAUAUAUGAUAGAAUUUAAUUUGUUAUAAAUUAACUUUUUAGAGGUUAGAAUUUUUAUAAAUAAAUAGAAUUUAAUUCAACAGUUCGUCUUUUUGGAUCUUGUGCAACUGGUUUAGCUCUUCCAGAAAGUGAUAUUGAUAUAGGAAUAUCAGGAUUUGAAUUAUUUCCUACACCUAAAUUAAAUGGACCAAUUUAAAAAAUUAUUGAUUUUCUUUAAAAAAUGAAAUGGGUUAAAAAUAUAAGGUAUAAAUUAAUAUUAUUUUAAGGGCAAUUACAACUUCAAAUAUGCCAUUAAUCAAAUUAUAAGUAGAUCCUACUAUUUCUUUUGUUGAUUCCUCUCAUAAUAUAGUAUUACCUUAUAUUGAUUUAAUUCCAAAGUAUAAAGUUUUAUAGAUUAUUAGUAAUAAUGAAGAGAUAUCUCCACAUCUAUUUAGUGUAGAUAUCAGUUUUUUUUAAUAUCAAGGUGUUACAUAAAAUUAGCAUUUAGGAUAAAUUUCAACAGAAUUAACUUUAUAAUGGUUAUCUUUUUAUGGUGAAUUAAGACCAAUUGUUCUAUUAUUCAAAAGUUUAUUAAAAAAAAGAGGAUUAAAUGAUUAAUAUAAAGGAGGGAUUUCUUCAUUUUGCAUUAUACAAAUGGUAUUAGCAUUCUUAUAAAAUUGUUAUUUAUCGAAUUAAGCUUCUACUAUUGGAUUCACAACUUAUAGAUUCUUAAAAUUUUAUGGAAUCGAAUUUGAUACCAAAAAAACAGGAAUAAAUUACAAAGGUUUCAAUUAAGAGUAAAAAUUUAAUUUAAUUUAGUCCCUUUUUUGAACUUAAUUAAGAAGAUAAUUAAUUAUAAAUUACUAUAGUCUCUCCAAUAACUAAUGAAAUAAUCAGUUAAGCUAGUUCAUUUGUCUAAACUAUUCUAUAAGAUAUAAAGGCUUUAUAUUUAGCAACAGAAAAUGAAGUUACUUUCUUUUAUGAAAAGAUUAAAUAUAAUAAAAAGAAAAAGGGAAUAAAAGAAGAAAGAAAUUUAUUUCAAAAAGAACUUAACAAACUUCAUCCACUUUUUAGCACUACUGUAUAUAAUAAAAUUUGA
Messenger RNA from Paramecium sonneborni, 3008 nucleotides. Lineage: Eukaryota; Ciliophora; Oligohymenophorea; Peniculida; Parameciidae. The record is from the annotation of a GenBank genome assembly.